AUGUACCCAUUUCCACGUUUACCACGUUCACAAAGCUUUAGAGGUACAUCGAAUGGACCUUCACGAAUUUCAACAUCCGACGGUCAACCUUGGAUGUCAACACAAUACUUCAAGUUCAAGUUGAUUACAGAUGAUAGUAUCGAUGUAGUAGCUAAUAUGUUUUUACAAGAUAUGAUACCAGAAGGUCGACAACCAAUUAAAUACGAUUUUAUGUCAGCUGCUACUCGAAGCUUACCAUAUGGACGUGUAGGAGAUAGAGAGAUGAUCAUGGUGAUGAAGAUUGAACGUGUAUCAUUAUCCUCAUUGACAUUGGAUUCUUCAAGUGGAGAUGAAUUAGAUUCUUCUCAAAAUACAAUUGCAUUUGAAUGUUCUUCGGCCAGUGAACCAACAAAUGGACCAGAAAUAAGUGAUGUUAGCAAAAAUGAUGCCAACGAACUUGAACAAGAAUUUGAUGGCCCUAACCAAUUUAAUCAACAACCUCCUUUCGUUGGUCACAACCAUCAUAUUGGAUCUUUUCAACAACAUUCUCAUUACAUUGGGCAUGUUCAGCAUCCUCAAUUAAAUGGACCAACUCAGCAACCACUUAUUUUGAAUGGACCUCACUACCCUCGUACCGACUCUCUUAUUAAUGGACCUGACCAACUUCCUCAAAUCGCUGAGAUAAACAAUAUUAAUGAUAUAAAUAAUAUUCCACCUGCGACUAAUCAGCACAUUCAAUACCCUAAUCAUCAAGCCACAAAUUCAGUUAGAAAUUACUCGAUUCAACCCCCGUUGACUCCCGUACAAGCCAACAUCCAAAUCAAUAAUAACCUCCAAAGACAACAAUCAUUCACGUCUCAAACCUCAAAUACGACUAAUCAACACUUACAAGACUUUAGAAAUUGUAAUUGUCAA
Messenger RNA from Racocetra fulgida, 894 nucleotides. NCBI's taxonomy places the organism in Eukaryota, Fungi, Glomeromycota, Glomeromycetes, Diversisporales, Gigasporaceae. The record is from the annotation of a GenBank genome assembly.